This is a messenger RNA of Salmo salar (Atlantic salmon), 2407 nucleotides long. RefSeq lists its product as uncharacterized. Lineage: Eukaryota; Metazoa; Chordata; Actinopteri; Salmoniformes; Salmonidae. The record is from RefSeq and is a predicted model, not a curated record.
UGAUAUCAAAGAGCACCCAUGCAGCUCCACUCCAUAUCUCCCUCUACUAUGUGAAGAUAUUUGUUAACUUUUGUCAGCAGAGAAGUUGCUCCGCAGAAAGAUGACAUAAUCCAUAGUCAAUAGGGAUAAAAAAAAAAAAAAGGAAUUAGGUUAUAACAAUGGGAUACAAAAUACAUGAUUAUUUUUGUAUUGCAAAUGAGUCAUUUCCAUUCAAAGGCGUUCAUAAUUCACAUGCGGAAACUGUUACUAACUCGUCGACACAUCCGUGCAUUGAGUGUCCACAGUAACGGGACAUUUCCUAUUUUCAGCUCUGAGUUUACAGCCAACUGCACUGACCGCAAAAUACCUGAACCGUGAUCCCGCGAUUGGCAUUUACGCAGGGUUCUUUAGUUUGCGGAAAGGCUCGACAUGUCUACUUCAGUUUAUGACGUUGGAUUAGAACUCCAAUAACAUCCUAUUCCUUCCGCGAUAUGUGAAUGUAGCCUAGUGGAGCUAUUAAGGGUCGUUGAGGUGUCAAUGCCGACUUCCCUGAGGUCAUAAAAGUCCCUAGAAUGUCCAAGUGGUACAGGGACCUUUUUUCACAUUUAGGGAGAAGAGGAGGGCCGGAGUGGCAGUUUAAACUACAAAAGCGCUGUAGUCUACAAAAGUGAAAGUAAUGUCAAGAUGCACGCUUGCAAGACUUCUAGAGCAGACACUAAAAGGGGGAAUCCUAAUGGUUACCAAGGCAACAUGACAAGUGACUCGGCAUGGAUCAUCAGAGCUUGUCUCUUUCAGGUGUGCCUGUGGAGAGCCCGUCUGUGUGACGGGACUGGCUGCGUGUAUAACGACUAUUUGACAGAAAUGGUAGAAAGUCUGCCAAAGGACUAUUUGUUCAGAGUGAACAUAAGUGAGGAAACGGUUGAAAGAGCUGCAAAAGCCCUUAGCAGGUUCUAUUGGAAUAACUGUAAAAAGGACUUUGAAUGCAAAGAUUACACUGAAGACAAAACAAAUUCUGCUGUAUGUUACUUACUGGACUGUCUGCAUGAGAAGGAACCUGAGUGUGUCUCCAGUGUCACAUACAGUCUAGCUGAGGUGGAGUUGGUCAGUUUGAAAGACUUUAAGUGUCUGGUUAAAGAUGCAUUCAAUCACAAAUCUAAUUCCUCACAAGAACAAGAGGAUGAAUGUGCUGAUGUUUUUGUUUAUGCAGUGAGAUGCCAAAAAGCAACUACACUUGAAACUCCAACAAAUACAACCACGUUACCCACCAUAAAUUACAAAACAUCAUCGAUCCUGCCCAAAGCGUCAUCAUCAACACCACCACCACCACCAUCAUCAUUAACAUCGUUAACAAUAUCAAACAGCGACAUGGAGUCACAAGAGCAGCGAUUACAAAGGAAGGUCAUAUCAGUCAGUACGUUGUUAGCUAUCUCUCUGAUAGCUAAUGUCCUCCUCUUGGGUGUUGUCAUCUUGCGGACCCGGGGGAGACGCCAGCAUGAGGGCAUGCCUCCUGCAAUGUCUGAACUGACAGUAUUGAACGAAGUAGAGGUACAUCAUCUGAUGCAGAACGACAACGGAGGUUCUCUGCAGUACUAACCCCGUUCAGAGGAAUAAUCCAUCUCUCUUCCGUCUGCCACCAUUUUCCCCAAGCUUUACCAGACAACAAUGGACAAAUAUAUAUCCUGAGCCAAAGAAAAGGAGUCCUGCCUCUCCCUCUCUCACACACACGCUUCACACUUCCUGGGCUGAGGCCACAACUCUUCUUCUCCUGCCACUGCCAUUCUGGAGUUACUGUUGCAGACAUUAAUAAAAGCUCCCCUCCUUGUGUUUUAAUGAGGAGAAUGGGAGAACUAAUAAAUGUCCGUCUGUCAAGAGUCUCUAAAAACAAGACUUGGAUUAAGGGAACACGGUGGUCUUGAAUGUCACCCCCUGCCUUCAGCUGUCCGUUCAGCCCAAAGAUAAUAUGUUCACGUGAAUGGGAAGAAAACAGUGAGAUGAACAACAAGAUGAACCCUUUAGGGGCGUACAUUAGAACUAAGAUGAUCCGAUAUUGAGUAUUAUUGUACUUUGCUGAAGUACAGUACUUUACGAACAAAACCUGCAUCCAUUCCUGACUGUGUUUGGAUGAUGUGGCUGUGUUACUUGAUGGAAGGGGAUUUUAUGACGCAGUGUGAAAGAAAAAUAUCAAAGGAGUAAAAUCAGUUUAGAAAAAAAAGAUGAAAGAAAUAAAGUGAAGACCAUUUUAUGUACAAAGUGUGUAUAUAUUUAGAGUACCAGUCAAAUUUUGGACACACCUACUAAUUCAAUUUUUUUUUCUUUAUUUUUUACUAUUUUCUACAUUGUAGGUUAAUAGUGAAGACAUCAGAACUAUGAAAUAACACAUAUGGAAUCAUGUAGUACCCAAAUAAGUGUUAACCAAAUCAAAAUAUGU